Tribolium madens (black flour beetle) is the source of this 619-nucleotide messenger RNA. RefSeq lists its product as uncharacterized. The transcript has 3 exons. Lineage: Eukaryota; Metazoa; Arthropoda; Insecta; Coleoptera; Tenebrionidae. The coding region runs from base 1 to 417 and encodes 138 amino acids. The record is from RefSeq and is a predicted model, not a curated record.
AUGAAUGCUGCUGUCGUUAAAGUUGUUUCUUCAGGGACUCCACCUUAUCAAUACGAAGUUGUCCUUGAAAAAUUUCAAAGACAUGGAAUUUUGAUGUUUGACGAAAUUCAAGUGCGGGAAAGUGUAAGCGUCAAUUCGAAGAAACUGACUUACGUUGGUCUCUCUGAUUUUGGAAAUGAUAUGCUCGAAAAGCACGGAUUGGAUUUCAACGAGAAAGCAACUCAUGCUCUAGUUUUCAUGUUUCAAUCUUUAGCAGACCGAUAUACUCAACCUAUUGGUGUUUUUGCUUCCAAAGGGCCAGUUGAUGGUACUACUUUAGCUCAGUUAAUAAUUAAGGCCGUAGUAUUACUCGAAAAAGCAGGUGCCUAUGUGCAUGCUUUUAUCGCAGACGGGGCGCUAACGAAUAGAAUGGCUUGAAGUAUGUUAGGAAUUGAUGGGCGAAAAAACUCAUUAAAGAAUUCUUUUGAACAUCCACUAGUUCCCGAAAGGAAAAUUUUUGCAUUUUCAAAUACUCCUCACUUAAUUAAGUGCAUUAGAAACCGAUUAUACAACGAGAAAAUUCUUCAAGUAAGUAAAGCAAGAAUUUCACUCAUCUUUCACAACACAAGAGGCAAUGAAA